UUGACCGUUUUCUUCUCUCGUCUUCCGUGCCGUUAGGUCGUGCCCUUGUUCUCUCGCCCAGACACCCAAAUCAAAUCAGCAGUCGUGCAAUCCUUAACUUGAUUAUUAUUUUGUUGCAGUGUGUGUGAAAACCCAUCCAAAAGAAACCACUGUAGACUUCCAGGGGCUUGCGAUCGUUAAAUCGACACGUGGAGAAAAUGUCGUCACACUCGUCGUCCAUCAGCGAAUCGUUUGAAUCGAAUUUUUUAAUUACGUGCGGCAUGUGUUUGAAAGAAUAUGGCGAAAAUCGAGAACCCAAGUUUCUACCUUGCGCCCACACGUUCUGCCGAUCAUGUCUCACGGAAAUUAAACAAAAUACCGAAAUCAAGUGUCCAAUCUGCAGGAAGAUUCAUUCCUUUUCUGAAGAUUUGCCAAACAAUAAUUACGUCGAAUCCUUGAUCGAAUUAGACAUGAAACUUGCUGAUAUCGAGGCUCGCGAGAAGGACAGCGUGGUUCAGUCUGUCGAACUCAAAAACGAUAUUCAAGCUUCCUUAGUUGUGUUGGCGGAAUGUGCGCAGGAUGUGGAAACAGAGAUGAUGGGACAUCUUAGGAAGGAAUUUUCCACCUCAACUCCAAUUGGACAGCAGUCACCUUUUGGUUCCAAAAUCGACACUUUUCUUUCGGAAUUGAGAAUGCUUUUGAAUAGCCCAGCCCCCGCCAGAAAUCAAUUGACAGCGGCCACAGAAACAGUUUGCAACUGGUUUCAGAAACAUCAAAUGAAAAAUAAAGACUAUGCCAAUUUGUUGAUCGAGCUUGAAUCUAGAAUGAUUGAAAUCGAGAAUCGAGAAAAAGAGUGGAUUUCUCGUAAUCUCAAAAGGGAUAUCAAGUCGUCCCUGGCGAAAUUAACGAAAUCAAUCCACAGAGCCGAGGAUGACAUUAUGAAGCAACUCGAAAACAACGAAACACUGGCCAUGGCUAACGUCCGAAAAUCCGAGUGCGAUAUUCACUUCCAAACUGUGUUUAAAUUGGAAAGUUUAUGGGAGAAACGAUUGCCCAUCCGUGGCGAACCUCAAGAUUUUCAGUACAAAAUGCAGGAGUAUUUGGCGUUUGUUAUUCGACAUUUAUUAUCGGACGAAAUUGUCUUCAUUUGGAUAGAACAACAAUAUGUCUACAAGGUUUCUCUCGAAUUGUUAUCAAAUCGGGAUCUUUUCACUGCAGCCCUGCAUGAAAGUAAAGAAGGGAUAGAAGUACAAGUUGAUUUGAGCAAAACUCCUUAUAGAGAUUUACACGAGCUUUAUUCUGCUUUGAUUUUUGCAUUGGCCACUGCUGCUAUAAAUAAUUCAAUUGAAGAUAAAAGUGGAGAUUGCAAACUGAACCAUGCCAUUUUGAAACGUUGGACAUGUUCAAUAUUAAAACGGUACAUUGACGAGAGUGAUAGCAGCGGAAUGCAACUGAUAUUUGUUGUACAAACUGUGGUCGCUAAGCUACAACAUCCCAAAGGUUUGAUGCAAGAAAUCUUUGAGGUGCUGUGUGAAGAGGGCCUUUUGUCAUGGGUUAUCGAUCCAUCGAUCGUUGCUCCAUCCUCCGGCGAAUCAAGUUUUCAAGGGGGAAGCAAACUUGUCGCAUAUUUGAUUUCUGAUUUGAUUUCGUCGUAUAUGGCAGAAAAAUCAUUACAUGAAGACAAACUAAAUGAAUCUAUUGAUAUUGAAUGUAUAAGUAUAUUAUAACAAAAUGCCUAAUAGCCCAUAUCCAUGGAAUAUCGCGGAAUAUCGCCAUAUCGAUUGAAUCCCCAAUUAAUUUCUUCCUACACGUUCCCAUAUUAAAAAUCAAGUUCGUUUGCUAAAUCAUUUAACAUCUGUUCUAAUACAUAUAUUCCAAGUUA
Messenger RNA from Daphnia pulicaria, 1861 nucleotides. RefSeq lists its product as uncharacterized. The record is from RefSeq and is a predicted model, not a curated record. The transcript is spliced from 7 exons. The coding region runs from base 198 to 1706 and encodes 502 amino acids. NCBI's taxonomy places the organism in Eukaryota, Metazoa, Arthropoda, Branchiopoda, Diplostraca, Daphniidae.